AAGAAGACUACGAUAAAGGGGCGAGAGUCAAACUUUACAUACUUUUUUUUUUUUUUUUUUUUUAAAGUUGAACUAGAUGCCCUUGGAGUAAUUUUUGUUUCACAACGACAAAAGAACGAUUGAUUAGCCUUAUGUAGUGUGGCUUUCUGAAAACACCCAAAGACAGCACGGAGAGGUCGGAAUGAUCUGGAACAGUAAGAGGUUGUGGCGGCCUCAUCAGUAGCUGUCACCACGGCGGGGGACCCUCGGACCUCCGUUUGCAGGGUGGUCAUCUACCUCCAGAGGGACAUGUCCGGGGACAGCUGCCUGCCCCAGCAUCACACCCAGUCCCACUGCAUGUCCCCAGCCCCUCCUCUGACCUGUCCAAAGACCAAGACCUCCAGCUACCGUGGAGCGGUGGGCUUGGGCAACAAGUAUGUGCGGCUUAACGUGGGGGGGACCCUGUUUUACGCAACGCUGCAAGUGCUGACCAGACAGGAAUCCAUGCUGAGAGCCAUGUUCAGCGGAAAGAAAGAAGUGUUCACUGAUAAAGAAGGUUGGAUCCUGAUCGACCGCAGUGGGAAACACUUUGGUAGCAUUCUGUGUUACCUGCGUGACAGCACGGUGACUUUACCCAAAGGUCGUCAGGCCGUCCAGGAGCUGCUGGCUGAGGCAAAGUUUUUCCUCAUCGAGGGCCUGGUGGAGCUUUGUCAAAACACCCUGCAGGACAGUAAAGAGCAGCCCAUGUGUGUUAUACCUGUGGUCACCUCCAGUAAAGAAGAGGAGAGGCUCAUCCAGUCCUCGACAAAGCCUGUGGUGAAGCUGCUGUACAACAGAAGCAAUAACAAAUACUCCUACACCAGUAACUCAGACGACAACCUGCUGAAGAACAUCGAGCUGUUCGACAGGCUCUCUCUCAGCUUCAACGGCCGCGUCCUCUUCAUCAAAGACGUGAUCGGAGAUGAGAUCUGCUGCUGGUCGUUUUACGGUCAGGGUCGCAAGCUGGCUGAAGUCUGCUGCACCUCCAUCGUCUACGCCACAGAGAAGAAGCAGACUAAGGUUGAGUUUCCUGAAGCGCGCAUCUACGAGGAGACUUUGAACACGUUGCUGUACGAGACGAUGCCGCUGCCUGACAACUCGCUGCUCGAGGCGACCAGACGGAGCUACAACAACUGUGGCUCCCUCAGCGAGGAAGAAGAGGGGCCCGGAGGAUCCGAGCUCCGAGAGCGAGUCCGUCGAAUCCACGUCAAGAGGUACAGCACGUACGAUGACCGGCAACUCGGACACUGAGACUGAAGACGCUGCACAGACUUCAGCUUUUCACAUCGAGGACGAACAUUCAAACAUGAGACCUGAUGAUGCUCAGACGUUUCUCCUGUGAAUGUUUCUCUAACUUACUUUCUUACCACUAUCUAAAGGUUUCGACUGUGGCCUAAUAGGUUUUAAAUCUGACUCUUAUCCCAGAUAGCUGUGAUGUCAUCGGCUCUGUCUAUAAAACUUUAUGAAUUAUAAAAUAAUUCAGAGCAACUUCUUCAAAUAUUCAUUAUUUGCAGAACAUUUUUAUUCUAGCAUGUAGACUAGUAGUAGAGGGUAAAUCACUAGUAUGCACUAUUUCUUGGAUGAAAUAUUGUAACAAUCAAAGCACUUCCACUCUUAAUCGGCAGGAGAGCAUGUUUUAUAUUUAUAAAUUAUAUUUUUCAUACACAUUAUAACAACAUUUACUACAGCCAGUCUGCCAAAGAUGAACCUGUUUUAGGUUUUUUCCCCACAAUCAGUGUGCCUCUUUUAAUCCAGUUUACCAUGAUGCCUUUCUCCAGUUGUGAAGAUAAAAGUUCUUGUUAUUCAACA
Messenger RNA from Labrus mixtus (cuckoo wrasse), 1827 nucleotides. RefSeq names its product tumor necrosis factor, alpha-induced protein 1 (endothelial) (gene tnfaip1). Gene Ontology annotation, biological process: negative regulation of Rho protein signal transduction; protein ubiquitination; proteasome-mediated ubiquitin-dependent protein catabolic process. The coding region runs from base 289 to 1269 and encodes 326 amino acids. The record is from RefSeq and is a predicted model, not a curated record. The transcript is spliced from 7 exons. Gene Ontology annotation, cellular component: Cul3-RING ubiquitin ligase complex. NCBI's taxonomy places the organism in Eukaryota, Metazoa, Chordata, Actinopteri, Labriformes, Labridae. Gene Ontology annotation, molecular function: ubiquitin-protein transferase activity; protein binding.